UGGCGCUGGACCUUCCCCGGGAGCCGCUAUAAACACUCUGUAUACUGUGCAACCAAAGCUUCUGGACCAUAAUCCUGAGGUUUUGCUUUGUUGUCUGGACACGCGCAGAGUCCCGCUGCGGUUCUCGGGCGUUUCGUGUCUGGAAAUAGUCACGAGACGCUGCCACAUUGCGGUAACCGGCGAUCCACCGAACGUCCGGCGGUUGUGCCUGAUGCCUGACCGGGACGGUGACAGGAUGUUUGCCGGUGUGCUGUCCCCGGUAAAACUACGCAUCAAAUCGAGCUCAACCAUCAAAUUCAACUGUUCUCAAGAUGCCAACAUGGAGGAGGCACAGGGGACACUACUGUGGGAGUUUGAGGUGCUGCCAACAGACAGGACAGCUUUGAAGCUUCCACUAAUCACAGCAGACAUCCCAGAUCUACCAGAUGAUGUGGACCUUCAACCUGUCGACCCCAGCUUGCUGCAUCCGGACCAGUGUAAUUGCCAGAAAUCUACACAGUCACCUAUGGUCAUUGUUGACAUGGAGCCAGACAUGCAGUUCGACCCUCUUUCAGAGACUUUGCAGGACAUUCAAUUGUCUGGGGAAGAAUCUGAUGGCUCAGAUAAAAAUGAAGACUCUGGCGGAGACACAGACACUGAGGAACGGGAUGACCAAAGGCUAAGUGGACAGAUAUUUCGUGUUGCAGGGUCAACGUGGCAGACAUGCUAUCAAGAAGCACUAGAUGCAUGUUCUACUUUGCGACGAGAAGGUAAAGAUAUAGAAACCCGUGCAGUGUUUGAGAGGGACAAUAUAAAGGACAAAAAUGCUAUUAAGUUUGAAGUUUUUGUUGAUAACUCCUGGCAGAUAGUAGGCCACUGUCCAGGUCCUAAAAUUCCCAAAUUGACCAGGGCGAUGAAGAAAGGCGUGGUCAUUGAGAUAACUUUGCACAGAUUAACACUUGAUUAUUGCACCCCUGCUAAGAAGAACCUGUACAAAGCUUAUGUAAAAAUUGUAAAGGAAGGUACCUGGGAAAAGGAUAGUGUGAACUAUCAGUACAAUUCGUUUAUUGCAACAUAGAUGUUCCUUUCCAAGAAUCUCCAAAAUAUGGUCUUUGAUGGAAAUAAAUAAGGCUUAAGGACACCAUUCUUUAAUAAAUAUUAUUUAGCAACUUCUUGUUACAGUCUAACCUAGUCUUGCCACAAGUGAAAUAUUUAGCAUCUUUUGAUAUCUACGCAGAAACAAAGAUUAAGACUUUAGUAUUGUAUCCCUGUUAAUAAGAACCUGUACAAAGCUUUUGUCAAGAUCGUAAAGAAAGGUAACUGGGAGAGGAAUACUGUAAACUACAAGUACAAUUCGGUUAUUGCAACAUAGAAACCAGGCUUUUAGCCAGGCAGGCGUACACUUACUUGGAAACUAUAUUCAAAUUCCUUCUAUUCUCUAUGUCUUAUCAAUGCAACAUGUAUCUCCCGACUUGCAACAAAAUAGCAUCUUUUAUGAGUAUACAUUGAGUAAUAAAACCAAAGUUUCUGAAGAACACAGGAUCUGAAGAUCAUGCCUCAUAUGUACAAAAAACUAGUUUGACACAAGGCAAAAACUGAUAUCUUAUAAGGUCAGAACCUGUAUAACACUUAUGACUAUGUCUAUACAUGUGUUCUCCUCUUUCCUGACUUGCAACAAAAUAACAUCUUUUAUGAGUAUCAUUGAGUAAUUAAACUUAAGGUUCUGAAGAAAACAAAAUCUGAAGAGCAUGCCUCAUAUGUUCAAUAACUAGUUUGACAGUUACAAUAACUAGUUACAAUAACUAGUAUAACACUUGCAACAAUGUAUAUACCUGAGUUCUCUUCUUUCUUGACUUGCAACAAAAUAGCAUCUUUUAAGUAUACAUUUAGCAAUUAAAUUAAAGGUUCUGAAGAAAACAA
Molecule: messenger RNA, 1899 nt
Organism: Branchiostoma floridae (Florida lancelet)
Lineage: Eukaryota; Metazoa; Chordata; Leptocardii; Amphioxiformes; Branchiostomatidae
Exons: 2
Coding region: 212-1057 (281 amino acids)
Source: RefSeq, a predicted model, not a curated record